ACGUCAGAUGAAUAUGGCGGCCGCAGUUACGCUACAGAGGAAUGUCGUGAGUCAAACUGGAAAACACACCGCGUCAGUUAUCUUUCUUCAUGGUUCAGGAGACACCGGGCCAGGAUUACUUCGAUGGGUUUGUGAUGUGUUUGGACAAAACCUGGCAUUUGAAAAUAUUCGAAUGAUUUACCCCACAGCAUCAGCAAGGCCAUACACGCCUAUGAAGGGGGCUCAGUCUCACGUGUGGUUUGAUCGUCACAAGAUUUCUCAGGAUUGCCCAGAACAUUUGGAGUCUAUAGAUUCCAUGUGCAGUAAUUUAAGUGCCAUUGUCCAAGAUGAGAUCCGAGCAGGAAUACCCAAACACAGGAUGAUUAUUGGUGGCUUCUCCAUGGGUGGAGCCAUGGCACUGCAUAUGGCAUGCAGAUAUCAUCAGGAUGUAGCUGGUGUCUUCGCUCUGUCCAGCUUUCUUAACAAGGAUUCAGUUGUAUAUCAGGCAGUAGAGAGUUCAGCACAACGCCCCCUACCUGAGCUUUUCCAAUGCCACGGCGCAGCGGAUGAGCUUGUUUUCCAUAGCUGGGGUGAAGAGACAAAUGCUCUGUUGAAGAAAGCUGGCCUCAAUACGUAUUUCCAUUCCUUCCCAGACCUCAACCAUCAGUUGUGUCGGCAAGAACUGGAGUUACUACGAUCCUGGAUCCUAAAGAAGCUUCCUCUUUAGGGCCUUGUCAAUGCUGGACAGUAUCCACUGCUUUUCAAUAUCCCACCUACAAUCCAAGGAGUACUUAAUCACCCAGGGGUCUUGCUCUCAUGUAAUUUUCAACUCAAACGACAUUCUUCUGUGAUACAAAUAAGAUGCUUUUAAAGAAGAUCCUGGUCAGCAUUUUCCAUGUUAAACUGAAUGAGGUGUAAAGCUCAAAAAUAAUCAUAUAUGUGGUCUUUUUAACUAACAGCAACAUGAUAGCCUUGUUUAAGGAAAAUGCUAAAAUGUAUAAUUAUGCUUCCACACAAUAUCUAUAUAAAUCUAUUGUAUCGCUCAGUCAUAUAGACAAAAAAUGCUUUUGUGCUAUUUUUGAUUAUUUUGGCCAAUUUGAUUAUUUUGCCCCAGUGCUCGCUCUAUUGAUAACUAAUGAAGUAUUUCUGUUAUGUUUUUUAAA
Messenger RNA from Triplophysa dalaica, 1142 nucleotides. It is a transcript of the gene lyplal1, whose product is annotated as lysophospholipase like 1. Gene Ontology annotation, cellular component: cytoplasm. The coding region runs from base 8 to 706 and encodes 232 amino acids. The record is from RefSeq and is a predicted model, not a curated record. The transcript is spliced from 5 exons. Gene Ontology annotation, molecular function: palmitoyl-(protein) hydrolase activity; carboxylic ester hydrolase activity. Lineage: Eukaryota; Metazoa; Chordata; Actinopteri; Cypriniformes; Nemacheilidae. Gene Ontology annotation, biological process: protein depalmitoylation.